ACUCACAUGGUUCUUUAAAGGUUUCUGAUAAACAAAAUACUUCAUUUAUUUUAUUCUAGUGUUUAGUAGAAGAGCUGAUGGGAAGUACUACUGCUACUAAUACUACUAAUACUAAUGCUGAUACUAAUACUACUAGUACUGCUACUGAUAACACUACUACUAUUACUGUUACUACUACUGCUACUACCACUAUUACUAUACUGCUACUGCUACUAAUACUACUACUGCUACUACUACUACUACUAUUACUAGUACUAUUGCUACUAGUGAUACCACUAAUACUACCACCACUACUGCUACUAGUACUACUACAUCUGAAGAAAAUAAAACAUGUCCAACCAGCUGAGACUGUCAGAACUUUUUCCAGAACCUUUUCCGUAACUUUUUCCAGAACCUUUUCUGGAUCUCUACUGAGCAUGUGCGGCUGAGUUAAACCUUAGCACUGUUUACUAAAGCGUCCUGAUGACAGCAUAGCUCCAUCCGACGCCUCCAUCAGUGUUCGUGAACAUUACCUCGUCUGGCCUUUCCAGCAGAUUUACUCUCCUUCCGCUGGGAGCAGAACAACCCUCUGAUGUUAUUAUGUUCUCAAAAUCUGCCUCCUCCCACCCAGCUGCAAAACAAACCUCACAAACAUCGCAUUCACCUCAUCAUGGAGGCCACUAGAUGAUGACCGGAUUACAGUCGACACCAGAACCAUCAGACAACUAAAGACAGACUAAAAACACCGUGUAACUGAUGAACAUGGUUCUAAAUGAGCUGAGAACAGCAGAACCUUCAGGGUUCUGGACCUAUGGACUGGGUCUAUGUAUGUCUGCAUCAUGGCUCCACAUGGAAAAGAAAUGCAGACUCUGAACAACAAUGUUCAAAAAUACACAAAAUUAGUCCAGAAUUACCUAAAAUUUGUCCAAAAUGACUCAAAACACUUCCAGAGUGACUGAAAAUGAGUCAUAAACAAAUAAUAAUGGUCCGGAAUGAUUUGAAAUUUUCCCCAAGUGACUCAAAAUAUUUCUAUAUUGAUUCGAUAUUUACCCAAAUUAUCAAACGAAUUGUCCAAAAUGAAUCACAAUUUCCCAACAGCUACUCAGAAUUUUUCCAAAAUGACUUCACAAUGGAAAAGCUACAUGAGUGCAAAAGGAGACUCAGAUUUUGACCAAAACAAAAUAGAAAUUGUUCAAAAAGAUGUAAAAUGUUCUCCAAAUUAUGUCAGUUCUUUCUAAAUGACCAAUUAUUUGCCUAAGACGACUUGACAUCUGUCCAGAAUGAGGUAAAAGUUGCUGAAAAAUGCUCAAAAUGUGUCAAAUCAUUAUAAAAUUGUUCAAAAUUACUUAAAAUUUGUCCAAAAUAACUAAAAUGUUCCUAAAACGACUGCAAAUUAUUCUUAAUUUUCCAACUUGAAGGCAAAUGACUAGAAAUUUUGGAGAAAUUUCUUACAAUUUCUCAAAAAUCAACUGAAAUUUGUCUUUAGUGAGACAAAAUUGGACCCAAAUUAAGUGAAAUUUGUCAGAAAAUGAUUCAAAUUUGUCCAGAAUGACAGAAAAUGAGUUCAAAACAAGUUUAAAUCGUCCAAAAUGAAUGGAAACUUGUCUGACUUUGGACAGUGUGAGUGGUGACCUGAAUCCAUCAGAACAUCUUGGUGGUAGAUGUUCCUCAGCAGCAGGAAGAAGUCUCCAUCAGAACCGUCGUCCAUGAAUACCCUGUAGAACCGAAUGUGUGUGGAGCUGCCUCAUCACAGAUUGGGUUCUAGGGGAGUCCAUGGGCCAUGACCAACCUUCACAACAUCUUCAUGAGCUUAGAACAUGGAGAGACCACUGGACCUUCAUGAGCUUAGAACAUGGAGACACCAGCAGAUCUUCAAAGGUUAGAACAUGGAGACUCCACUGGACCAGACUGCUGGAAGCUUCAUGGUCUGAGUCUGGAUUAAAUCUCAGUUUGUUUUCACCUCCAUUCAUCUGAAGUCUGCAGAAAACUCAACGAAAAUUUAAUUAAAAUACUAAAGUUCUGUGUUCUGGAGCAAACAGUCCGAAUAAACUCCAGCCAGCAAAUCCUACAUCCUGUACUUGUAGUUUAAAGGUGUACUCCACCAAAUCCUGCUUCAGUCCAGGUAUUUAUAGUCUUUAAAGGUGGAUGCUCUUAUCAGUUUUAAAGGUUGUUUUUUUUAAACCCUAACAGACCUUUAAAACUCAAUAGUUGUGGUUUUCAUGGUUUAUUCCAGCAUAAAUACUGCUUUCUAUCCAUACAUUGUCUGUAUAGACACACAACACAACUCCACAUAUGAACAAAAUGGUGUGAGAUUUGUCCAGAAUGACCUAAAAUUUAUUAAAAAAUGUCUCAACAUGUCCAAAUGAUGUGAGAUUCCUGUUAAAUAAUAUUUUAUAACUACUUCUAACUAUUAAUUCUGGCUUCCGAACACUUAGAAGGGUUUAUUCCACCAUUGAAACCAUUUCUAGCACAAAAAUGAUGGUUUGAUUAUCUAUUCCAGCAUAAAUGCUGCUUCCUGUCGAUGUAUUCACAUUUAAUUUAAAGGUUUGUUCUUCCUAAAUAGAACUUUUCUAACUAAUUUAACAUCAUUUAUCUAAAAUAACUCCAAUUAUGUACAGAAUGAUGUGAGAUUUUUCCAGAACAGCUCCAAAAACAUCUCAAACAAGAUAAAAACUGCAUAUUAAAAAUAACAAACUAUGGGUUAAAGGGUUUAUUCCACCCAGAACACUAUUUUCAGCCCAAACACUUUUAGUUUUAAAGGUUUAUUCCACUCUUAUAGUCCUUAAUAACUCAAACUUCAUGGUUUUAUUCCACUCAAACAGAACUUUCACUCUUAUGUUGACAAAUUUGUCAAAUUUUCUCAAAAUCUGUCUGAAAUUUGUCAAAAAUGACAUAAACUUUGUGCCAAAUGACUCAGAACUUCUCCAAAAUUCGUCCAAAACAAGACAAAAAUUGUCAAAAAAUUACAUAAAAUUCAUCCGAAAUGACUUCAAAAUGACAGAAAUGUUAAAUUAAAUCCAGAAUGACGUCAGAUUUCACUCAUGUUUUUUUAAAGGUUUCUGCUAAACAAAAUACUCUUAAUUUAAUUUACAUGAAGUCCUGAAGUCAGAAAUGAAUUUAAAAAAAGUCAGUUUCUCUGAUUUACAUCAACUUGAUUUUAGGUUUAAAUCAAACUUUGAGUUCAAAUUAAAUGUUCAGUUGAUGGAACAUUUUUAAAAUAAAGUUUGCUAAAUCCAGCAGUAAAUGACUGAAUGAGAUAAAGUUUAGUUAAAGAGAUGACCUCUGACUGGUUUGUUGGUUCCAUUAGAAGAGUCUCAGCUCACAUUCAUUCAUUCUGAGAUCUGCUGACUCUGGACCAGAUUUAUGAUCCUUUAGAGCUCCUGACUGAUGAAGAAAACCUUUCAGUCUCUGCAGCUUUUUCAUUUUCUCUCUUUCAGCUUUUUAUCCAUUUUGCUUCAUUUUUUCUCUCCCUGUCGCGUUUUUCAUCAUUUGUUGCUGCUGCUGCUGAGGGGCCCCGGGCCUGACCCCGGGCCGAACAAAGCCGAACAAAGCCGAACACUAGUCACUGUCUGGAGCCUUUUAUCUCCUUUCUCUGCUCGCAGCGCCGCGUUUUGUUGUCCGCCCUUUGACCGCCACAAGGCCAAACCUGGGCCCGCCGGCCUCCGCUUGGGUCACAUUAAUUUUCCAGCCAUCUGUGGGGGAGGUGGGGGGUGAUCGAUAGGUUUUUUUCAUGGAUCGGUUCAGGUAUCGGAGGAGUUUCUUCUCCUCCAGGCUCCAACGUUCUCUCCAAAUGAGCCCAUUACGGCCUACAUAAACAACCCGGGGUAGCCUCCCAUUGGCUGGCCGCGGAGUCACGUGUCCCGCGCGGCCGUCCGUCUAUUUGACAGGCGCAGGAUGGCCGGAUGCCAGAGGGGCGACACCGACACGGACCGAGGGCCAGAAAGAAAAAUUAGUAUUCCGCAGCAGCCGCGCUAUAAAUCAAUCAUGGACUCGUUCGUGCUGAGCUGUAAAUACGCAGAGCCGCAGUUCCCGCCUUGUGAAGAAGAUUACAGUAAUUUCAGUGACCAGGGGGGGUAUUAUAACUGCCCCCAGGACGGCGGAGGCAGCUACGGAGGGGGGUACCAGAACCUGCAGCCGCCUCCGCCUCAGUACGACCCGCAGCAACCCGCAUAUCCUCCCUCUGCGCAGGACGCACCGCAGCGGCUCUACCCGGCCUGCAGGGAGGGCACGGGCCCCGGGAAGGACCGGCUGCCGGUGGGGGACCUGCAGCAGGGGCACCGGCUCCCGGUGGGGGACCUGCAGCAGGGGCACCGGCUCCCGGUGGGGGACCUGCAGCAAGGCCCGGCCUGGACGACCUGCGGCAAGCCGGCUCAGGUGCAGCGGAGGGCGGCGUGUCCGAGCAGAGAGCGGCCGCCAGUGGUGGUUUACCCCUGGAUGAAGAAGGUGCACGUAACGCACGUGAAUCCGAACCACGUGGGUCCGGAGCCGAAGCGCCUGCGCACGGCGUACACGCGCCAGCAGGUCCUGGAGCUGGAGAAGGAGUUCCACUUCAGCCGGUAUCUCACGCGCCGCCGCCGGGUCGAGGUGGCUCACGCGCUCUGCCUGUCGGAGCGGCAGGUGAAGGUGUGGUUCCAGAACCGGCGCAUGCGCUGGAAGAAGGACAACAAGCUGCCCAACACCAAGGGCCGCAGCAAGAGCAGGCGGGACAACAACAACAACAACAACAACAACAACAACAGCAGCAGCAGCGGCGGCGGCGGCGGAGACUCGGUAAAGGCGGGAAUCACGGUGUGACGUCUGGAGCAGCUUUAAAACUUCAUCUGUCUGAUGAUCGAACCAGUUUCACAUUUAAACCUGAACCAGGCUUCAGGAGAAAACAGGGUCUUUUUUGUUCUACAGGGUAAAUAUUCAAACAGGGUUUUAUCUGAAUUUAUGAAAAUGCACAGAAAUAAAAAUGACCAAAGCCUCGGAGUCCGGAGCAGAAACAUUUUGAUUCCUAAUGUGAGGAUUGAAACCGUAAAUCAGCUUCUGUUCUCAGCGCGGAAAAAGAAGGUUCCUCUGCAAUAAAGAGCUGAUUCCAGUCUAAUAUGCUAUUUUUAUUAUUAUUACUGUUAUUGUUAUGACAGCUUUACUGCAGUACUUAUUGUAAUAUUUAGAGAGAAACAUUUUAUUCUUUUAGCAGCUUCGAGCUUCUUUUCUGCGUUUGAGCUCAUUUUUGAAAAUAAAAACUUCGUGUAAAAAUUUUAUAUGUGCAAAUGUUUUGAUAAAAUAAAAAACUAUCAAAUUGAA
Amphiprion ocellaris (clown anemonefish) is the source of this 5268-nucleotide messenger RNA. RefSeq names its product homeobox protein Hox-D4b-like. The coding region runs from base 3874 to 4773 and encodes 299 amino acids. The transcript has 2 exons. The record is from RefSeq and is a predicted model, not a curated record. Gene Ontology annotation, molecular function: DNA-binding transcription factor activity, RNA polymerase II-specific; RNA polymerase II cis-regulatory region sequence-specific DNA binding. NCBI's taxonomy places the organism in Eukaryota, Metazoa, Chordata, Actinopteri, Pomacentridae. Gene Ontology annotation, cellular component: nucleus. Gene Ontology annotation, biological process: embryonic skeletal system morphogenesis; regulation of transcription by RNA polymerase II; anterior/posterior pattern specification.